AGUUGGCCAGCUCUCGACCAUGAGUUUUGCUGAAAAUAGGUUUCGACGCUCGACACGCAUCCUCCGGUGGUCCGGCGCUUGGUUCAUCCAAGAUGCAACGAACUCCCCCGGUCGCGCACCUUUGAAAAGAACGCUGACUCGUCCUUACACCUGGUACUCAGCCCUAUGCCUGUCAACCUUGUUCAUCAUCGAGUCCGGCCUCAUCUUUUGGACUCUCCUCUUCAGCUUCGGCAUGCGCAAGAUGUUCUUGAACACGCUCUAUGUUGUCCUCCACUGCACGGUGGUAACCAAGACUUUCCUAAGCGUCCUCUCGCUCUCUCUCAAUGCGAAGAAGUUCAAAAAGCUCAUGGGCAAGGCACGUCACUUUGAGACGUCGCGCAGCUUCCGGCCUCUGCCACAAGAGAAGCGGCUUAUAAGCAAGGGUGCCCUGCGCAUCUGGGGGCAAGGAAUACUGAUCCUCGUGUUUGUGAUUAUCCGCAACAUGGACAUGAUGUACAUGGUGGACAUACGGAGCAUACCGCUUCUGAUUGUGCUCAACCUGGUGCUCGGAUCGGCCAGCGUGCUGCUGGUGGUUUACGACGGUGCGUACAGCACCGUGCUGAAGGCCCUGGUCGAGAUCUUCCUUGCCUACCUCCAGAAGGCUGUGUACACGCUCAAGACGUCACGUCAUGUCACCGGCUCUACGGCCACCACCAUGCUAGAAGCCUGCCGCCUGGACGUCAACUACAUACAGGGGAUGAUCCGAUACACGAACCGCAUCCUGAGAAUCGCCAUCAUGGUGGCCUACGGCGGAAAUCUGGUCAUGCUGUGUGGCAUCGCCUACUGCCUCGUUGAUCCCACGUCAACAUGGUCGCUGCGCAUCUUCUGCUUCUGCUACGGGUUUCUCAUCACUCUCGACAUGGUUGACGUCGGAUUCCUCGUCGAGUCACUCAAGCUGCAGACAUCGAAGAUGAAAUGGACCCUUCAGUCAAUGAACUUCCUCGGGCUGCCUGACAGCUUUUCGAAGCAGGUGCGCUUCCUCCACGACUGCCUGGACUCGGAUCAAAUGUGCUUGAGCGCCUGCGGUUUCUUCAAGGUCAACCUGACGCUCCUCGUGUCGCUGAACAAGAAAGAGGACAAGGAAAUAGGUGUGUCACAGGUUCUGGUGCUAGGAGAGAACGUGGAACUUCCUGAUAAAGAACUUCCUGCUCAAGAAGGGGCCGAAGUUCAGUCUUGA
Molecule: messenger RNA, 1216 nt
Organism: Rhipicephalus sanguineus (brown dog tick)
Lineage: Eukaryota; Metazoa; Arthropoda; Arachnida; Ixodida; Ixodidae
Exons: 5
Coding region: 20-1216 (398 amino acids)
Biological process (GO): sensory perception of taste
Cellular component (GO): membrane
Source: RefSeq, a predicted model, not a curated record